Molecule: messenger RNA, 1425 nt
Organism: Lucilia sericata (common green bottle fly)
Lineage: Eukaryota; Metazoa; Arthropoda; Insecta; Diptera; Calliphoridae
Product: endothelin-converting enzyme homolog
Exons: 6
Coding region: 1-1335 (444 amino acids)
Biological process (GO): protein processing
Cellular component (GO): plasma membrane
Molecular function (GO): metalloendopeptidase activity
Source: RefSeq, a predicted model, not a curated record
AUGCGACGCAAACUGAAACAAAAACGACGCAACUUCGAAAUCUCAGAGAUUUUUAAAAAGACUCAACUUCGAAGCAGACGCAGAACGAGGCGACGCAAACCGAUAUUGAUAUUAAACAUUCGAGCUGUUAACUUAUCAUGUAGAGAUUGGCUAUUAAAGAUGGGCAAUGGGACGCUAAGCACAGAGUUUGGAAAAGAUGAAAUUUAUAUACCAAAUGAUACGCCGACGCAAGAUUCCAUCUUCGAAAAUAUUUUGCCACACUUAAACUGGGAAACACUUAUUCCUAACAACUGGAGCGGUCCUAUAGUCGUUAGAAGUUCUGAUUACCUGAAAGCUGUUGAAGAACUGUUAACAAAAUAUCCAACACGUGUUGCACAUAACUCCAUGCUGGUGUUGUUCGCACUUGGAAUUCUACCUCAAGGUCCCCCUAAUCCCUUAGUAUGUACACGAGCUACUAUGUGGGCUCUACCUGAUAUAACAUCUGCAUUAUUUAUAGCUCAACAUUCAUCGGAUGAUAUUAGAGACGUUAUAAGACGUACUGAGGUUAUAUUUAAAUCUCUAAAAGCACAUCUUAAACGUGCCCCAUCUCUUAAAGGUGCAGCUCUUGUAAAACUAUCUGCUUUGAAAAUACAAUCAGAGCCUUGGAAUGGAUUUUCAAAUAUUACAGCAAUGAUAAAAGUUUUAGAAUCGAUGGAAAUCACCUCUGACAAUUGGUUUGAAAAUAUUUUGAAGAUCUACCAACGAAAUAAAGCGGUGCCUGAUAUUAUUGAUAUGAACAUGGAUUCUCAUGAUGCGUGGGCGUAUCCUAUUGUAGCAAAAAUUUUCUAUGAUACACUAAGUCAUUCCAUAGUUGUACCGCUAUCGGUGAUCCUUGUUCCGUACUUUGAUGGAAGACUUCCGCCGUAUUUGCAAUAUGCUUCAGUUGGAGUUGCAAUAGCUAAGGAGAUACUAAGGUCAAUAACAAAAGCAUUUGAAGAUAAGGCGAUGCGAUGCGUCCCAAAAUCUGUUAAUAUAUUUUCCAACUAUAGCCGUAUGGAUAUAUUGAUACACUCUGGGGGAAUGCAAAUAUCAUAUCACUCAAUGCUAUCAUUAACAGGCCCAAUAAAAGGAAUGGCUAGACUUCCAGGACUAAAUUUAACACCAACACAAAUAUUCUUUCUUGUUUCUGCACAAGAGCUGUGCGCGGAAUCUGACUACACGGGCAUUGAUACGGAUGCGCCUGAAUUUGAACACAUUUUGGGAUGGUUGGUAGCGCAAGGCGGAAGUGCCACAGAGGUAUUCAAAUGCCCUUCGGGGUCGAUGAUAAAUGCUCAAAAAACUUGUAAUGUAUUGUAAAUAUGUAUUGAUACUAUAGUAAAACGUAGUUCCGUUUUAAUUAUAUGAAUAAGUGUUGUUAAACAUCAUACAUUGUACUUCAAAAUGAAC